Molecule: messenger RNA, 975 nt
Organism: Cladocopium goreaui
Lineage: Eukaryota; Dinophyceae; Suessiales; Symbiodiniaceae
Source: the annotation of a GenBank genome assembly
AUGUGCUCCAGCUCUGGACCCAAUGCUAAGGCUUUGCAUGCCACCAGGAAGCUAUGGACAGGGUUGUUGGAUCUGGAGCCAAGUGGCAUGAUCCACAGCCAGCCACUGAGACACGCUCUUCUGUCUUUGUUGGCAGAGAACCCAGAUAUAAACCUGGGGGAACAUACUGGGCUGGUGUGGGUCAAUUUGAAGGUGGAGAGGCUGAACUGCCUCCUGGCACAUGUCAGGAAACUUGGCAAGGACAGCAAAGCUCUCAUGCCUGUGGCUGCCAAGCUCACCAGGGGCCAGUACCAUGAAUUGCUGGUGGGCUUGAAAAAGCUCAAAAUGCCUAACAAAACAGAGCUGGCCCUGGUGCCAGUGACAGCACCAAAAGAGGAGCUUGGAAAAGCCAAGCUUGGAAAAGCCAAGCCUAGCAAAGAUGCAGGGAAGCUUGGGAAAGUUGGCAAGGAGGCCCUUGGAAAAGGUAAAAGAAAGCUGGCUCCCAUAAUCAGUGAUGUGAGCUUGGACUCUGAAGGCUUCCCUGGGAUGUUCAGCAGCCCCUCCAAGAAAGCCAGAACUGCAUCUUCCUCCCAGGUGAUGUGCCUGAGGAGAGCAAGUAGCAGGUUGCAUGCAGCCAUGGGCUAUGGUUUGGAAAAGCCAAAGCCCAAGACUAAGGCAAAACCUGCCAAAAAGCCUGCCUCAUGCCUUGGAAAAGGCAAGAGCAAGCCAGGCAAGGCCCUGGCUGAUGAACCCAAAGAAAGGGAACCUUGGGUUGAUCUCAAGCAAACAGAUGCUAACAAGCCCCAGCCAAGAUCUUACCUUCAAGGUAGGGUGGAGGGUGGCAAACUGCAUCUCAUUGUUGAGGUGGCUCAGAAUAUGCCCACCCACUACCUUGCCAUUAUUGGUAAGAUCAGGUGUGCCUUGGAAAAGGGCAACCUGACAAAAGCUGAAGCCUUGGCCAUGAGGAAGGACCUCUUGGAAAAGUACAGUCCAUAG